Messenger RNA from Gopherus flavomarginatus (Mexican gopher tortoise), 983 nucleotides. It is a transcript of the gene RIMOC1, whose product is annotated as RAB7A interacting MON1-CCZ1 complex subunit 1. The coding region runs from base 1 to 873 and encodes 290 amino acids. Gene Ontology annotation, biological process: mitophagy. The transcript is spliced from 6 exons. The record is from RefSeq and is a predicted model, not a curated record. NCBI's taxonomy places the organism in Eukaryota, Metazoa, Chordata, Testudines, Testudinidae.
AUGGCUGGUGCGCCGGUGGUUGCGCUGCGACAGCGGCUGGCGGGGUUGGGGCGGAGGCUGGAACGGCUGAGAGGAGCGGGCGGCGAUGAUGCUUUUUUAGUAAAGGGUGCUAUUUCUCUGGAGAAGCUGAAAGAUCUUUGUAAAGAAGAUAAAGAAACUGUAAAUCCUUCAAAUCUUCUGCAGCUUUAUACACAGACAGUCUUAGACAUCACAUAUUUUGAGGAGAACCAACUUGCAGAUGAAGAUUUUCCAGAAGAUUCUUCCUCACAGAGAGUUAAAGAACUUAUCAGUAUUCUUUCAGAUCCAGAGAUUCUAGUUAAAGAAAGCAACGUGCAUCAAGAUCUAAUUGGUGUUCUUGGUGCAGAAUUGUUAGAAUGUCUGUCCUGGAGACGAGGAGCUCUACUCUACAUGUAUUGUCACACUGUAAAAGAGAGAGGAUGCUGGCUAACAGAAAACACUGACUUGUUUAAAAAGUGUCUUAAUGAUGGAAUCCAUUACUUACUGAAGAUGCUAAGGUUUAGAUACUCUCCUUGGCUAAAUGAUGUCUCAUUUCAGGAUACAGACACAGCUAGACUGCUCAGUGAAGGUAUAUUUAGUGAUACCCAUGUUCUGGCCAUGAUGUAUAUUGGAGAAAUGUGUUACUGGGGACUGAAGCACUGUGGAGAAGAAAAGCCUGGAACCCAUGAAAUAAAUUCUGAAUCUAAUACUGAACUGUAUUGCAGCUUACAUAGUGCAGUGCUGGAUUUCCGAGAUGUAGGAGAAAAGAUGUUAAUGAAAUAUGUAGCUCUGUGUGAGGGACUCUUGAAAGGACAAGACUGGAAUACAGCAAAUGCAAAACUAAUCUUGGACUACUUCAAGAAAUUCCAGAGCUAGCUUAAUGAACCCAUUGCUGUUAUCCAUUCUUUACAAGAAAGUUGCAAUAUAUGAAGAACACAAGUAGAAAGGUCAACAUUAAACUGAGCCAAAACACUAUUCAAAACUCA